Fusarium coffeatum is the source of this 906-nucleotide messenger RNA. RefSeq lists its product as uncharacterized. Lineage: Eukaryota; Fungi; Ascomycota; Sordariomycetes; Hypocreales; Nectriaceae. The record is from RefSeq and is a predicted model, not a curated record. Bases 1 to 906 code for a protein of 301 amino acids. Gene Ontology annotation, cellular component: mitochondrion; cytoplasm. The transcript has 2 exons.
AUGAGCGAAAGCGGAGCUUGGGGCGCCUGGCAGGUUGAGUCUUCAUCCUUCACCAAGGCUGUUGUUGCAUCUAUGCAGAAGCUCUACCCAGAGGAAAUCGCAGACCGAAGCUGGGACAACGUCGGUUUGUUGGUUGGAAACUCGGAAGAGGAUGCCAAAGAGAAGAAGCGAGUCAUGGUCACCAAUGACUUGACAUACCAAGUUGCUAUGGACGCGAUCAAGCAAGAUGUCAGCGUCAUUGUCAGCUACCACCCCUUCAUCUUUGGUGGUCUCAAGUCGAUCACCAACAACGACCCUCAGCAAGCUACCCUUCUUAAGCUGGCCAAGGCUGGCAUCGCUGUCUACUGUCCUCACACUGCCGUUGAUGCCGCUCCCGAGGGUCUCAACACGUGGCUCGCUGACAUUGUAUCCGGCCCUCACGAGAGCAAGCGCUCUGUUGCCAAUCCUGCCACCAAUGUCCCCUCCAGCCACGCUGGUGCAGGCUACGGCUCAAUUGGUCGCUUCGAUAAUGCUGUUUCUCUGUCCGAGAUUAUCCUUCGCCUUGCUGACAAGCUUGGCGGUCUUAAGCACGUCAUGGUAGCAAGCCCUGUGGGCGCUGAUGUCAAGACCACCAAGGUCAGCAGCUUUGGUGUCUGUGCUGGUAGCGGUUACGACGUUCUUAAGAAGGCCGAUGUUGAUUUGCUUGUGACUGGCGAGACAAGCCACCACUCAGCCUUGAGAGCCAUCCAGCAGGGUCGCACAUUGGUGCAGGUGUUCCAUAGCAACUCUGAGCGUGGAUACCUUCAAAAGGUGCUCAGGCCCAAGUUGGAAGCUGCCAUAAGGGAGACUGUCCCCGAUGUGGAGGUUGUAACCAGCAAGGUGGACAAGGAUCCCUUUACCAUCUUGGAUGUUAGCGAUCUAAAGUAA